Molecule: messenger RNA, 1074 nt
Organism: Aureobasidium melanogenum CBS 110374
Lineage: Eukaryota; Fungi; Ascomycota; Dothideomycetes; Dothideales; Saccotheciaceae
Product: NAD(P)-binding protein
Exons: 2
Coding region: 1-1074 (357 amino acids)
Biological process (GO): NADPH regeneration
Cellular component (GO): cytoplasm
Molecular function (GO): nucleotide binding; oxidoreductase activity
Source: RefSeq, a predicted model, not a curated record
AUGGUCCAGAAGCUCAAGAUUGCCGCUGCAGGCCUCGGUCGUAUGGGCGCUCGCCAUGCCAUCAACUUUCUACACCGCACCCCUCGUGCGGAGCUCGUAGCAGCAUUCACACCCGAUCUAAAAGAGCUUGCCUGGGCUAGAGUCAACCUGGAGCCUCAUGGAGUCAAGCUCUACACUGACUACGACGAGAUGAUCAAACAAGAAGGCCUGCAAGCUGUGGUAAUCGCUACCGCUACCUCAGUACACGCGGAGGAAGCUAUAAAGGCCAUGCAUCAAGGCUUACACGUUCUCUGCGAGAAGCCCUUAUCCACAAGUAUCACAGUUUGCAAAAAGGUGUUAGACGAAGCACUCAAGCAUCCUCACCUGAAAGUCAUGUGUGGCUUCUCCCGCCGUUUCGACGAGUCCUACCGUGAUGCAUGGGACAAGAUGGACAGAGGCUUGAUUGGACGACCAACGAUCGUUCGCAGUCAAACCUGCGACAAGCAUGAUCCCAGCGGCUUCUUCGUUGAGUAUGCAGCCUGGUCUGGAGGUGUCUUUGUUGACAUGUCAGUCCACGACAUUGAUCUGGCUCUGUGGUUCUUCGGCGAUGAUGUUCAGGUGAAGAGCGUUUCUGCAUAUGGGGUGCGAGCAGUGCAGCCUGAACUGGCCAAAUACAACGAUUAUGACAACGCCAUGGGCAUUGUCGAGUUCUGGAACGGCAGAGUCGCAAAUUUCUAUUGCUCGAGAAUGAUGGCGCACGGCCAAGAGGAUGUGACCGAGAUCAUUGGUACCAAAGGAAAGUUGACUGUCAACGGCAAUCCUCAGAAGAACUUCGUCAACUACUAUGGCCCGCAGGGCGUAACUAGAGAAGUCCCAGCUCACUAUUAUGGCAGAUUCGAACAGGCCUUUGUAGGAGAAGCCAACGAGUUUGCCGCUGCUUGUCUGGACAACGCUGCACUUCCUUUGAAGUUACGCAAUGCAGUUAGAGCGGUCGAAAUUGGCGCUCUUUUGCAAGAAGCUCUGGUCAAGGGCGUUCAGAUCCGUCUGGACGAGGCAGGACAGCGUGUCCCAGAUGCUUCAGCAUCCAAACUAUAG